UCUCUGCACCGCCGACGGCGAUAUCACAUCACCCGCAGCAACCUCAACAGAAGCACAAUGGCAUUCAGACUUGUCGCAUUCCUUGCGUUGGUGGCAGCAUCCCGUGCCGGAGUCAUUUCGCCUUUCGGUUACGCCGCUGCCCCCUUCCCCUACGCAGCCGCCCCCGCACCCCUGGCCGUCGCCCCCGCACCUUUGGCUCCCGCUCCCGUAGCUAUUGCUCCCGCCAGAGCUGCAGUCCUCGACGCCCCGCCCCAGUACUCCUUUGGCUACUCGGUGUCCGACGCCCUGACCGGAGACAACAAGUUGCAGCACGAGACCCGCAACGGGGACGUCGUCCAGGGUGCCUACUCGCUGGUGGAGCCCGACGGCACCGUCCGCACCGUCAACUACUUCGCCGACCCCAUCAACGGAUUCAACGCCGUCGUCAACAGGCAACCUCUCGUCAGGGCCGCCGUCCCGGCUCCGGUUGUUCCUGCUGCCCCGGUCGUUCCCGCAGCUCCCGUCGUGCCUGCUCCCGCAGCACCCUUCGCAGCGGCUCGCCUGUUCGCUCCUGCUCCCGCUCCCUUGGCUGCGUACCCAGGAUUCGCGCCUGUCCCUCCUUUCGCCAGAGCUGUGCUUGGUUGAUGCCAUAAGCAAGGGUUAAAUCGCCUUUGUUAUUUAUGCAUUUAAUGUGAUGUUGAUUUUUUCUAUUUUCUAAUUUUAAGUCAAAGAAAUAAAAAUGAAAUUUCAAGUGAACAAAGUUCAUACAAGAAAAUGAAAA
This is a messenger RNA of Neocloeon triangulifer, 760 nucleotides long. RefSeq names its product larval cuticle protein A2B-like. Gene Ontology annotation, cellular component: extracellular matrix. Bases 58 to 624 code for a protein of 188 amino acids. The record is from RefSeq and is a predicted model, not a curated record. Lineage: Eukaryota; Metazoa; Arthropoda; Insecta; Ephemeroptera; Baetidae. The transcript is spliced from 2 exons.